Messenger RNA from Sitophilus oryzae (rice weevil), 1362 nucleotides. RefSeq names its product molybdenum cofactor sulfurase 3-like. NCBI's taxonomy places the organism in Eukaryota, Metazoa, Arthropoda, Insecta, Coleoptera, Curculionidae. The coding region runs from base 1 to 1362 and encodes 453 amino acids. The transcript has 7 exons. Gene Ontology annotation, molecular function: molybdenum cofactor sulfurtransferase activity. The record is from RefSeq and is a predicted model, not a curated record. Gene Ontology annotation, biological process: molybdopterin cofactor metabolic process.
AUGAAUGAACCCGAAAUAAGUGUUUAUAGUGAUGAGCAAUUGGGUAAAAUACGACAGGAAUUUGAUAGACUUGAAGGAAUGUGCUACCUGGAUCAUGCAGGAUCCACCCUGUAUUCAGAGCAUCAAUUAGAAAACACAUUCAAAGACUUAUCAUGCAGUAUUUAUAGCAAUCCUCAUGCACGAAGCACAUCUAGCCAAGCAACGCAGGAUUCAUUAGACAUCAUUAGAUAUCAAAUUUUAAGCUUUUUUCACACAAACCCUGAUGAAUACUCAGUAAUCUUUACAUCCGGAGCUACACAAGCCUUGAAAAUCAUCAGUGAAACAUUCAAUUUUGAUGGUGGUACUCUUGUCUAUCUUGAGGACAACCACACUUCAGUGCUCGGAAUGAGACAUUUUGCUGACUUUAAAAAAAUCAAAACAGAAGAAGCUUAUAGAAUUUUUGAAAAAUACCAUGAAGAAUAUAAAGAAGAUGAAAGUACGAAAUACCCUCUUCAAUGGCUAAAUGAGAUUAAGAAAGGUUGUCUUAACGAAUUAAUCGAUAAAAAACAUCAAUGGUACACAGUGCUAGACGCUGCGUGUUACGUUUCAACAAACAACCUGGAUUUAUCCAAAUACAGACCUGAUUUUGUCCCUAUAUCUUUUUAUAAGAUUUUCGGGUAUCCUACGGGAUUAGGAGCACUUUUGGUAAAGAAAAACGCGGAAAACCUGUUGGAAAAAACGUAUUUUGGUGGGGGUACCGUUUUGAUGGCUUUGUCAACGGAAAAUGUGAUGAUUCCCAGGCCUAAUAUUUACGAAAGAUUUGAAGAUGGUACACUAAAUUUUUUAUCAAUUCUUUCUUUAAAACAUGGAUUCGAUACACUAAAACGUCUAGAUCUCAAUCCAAAUCUUAUUUCAAAGCAUACAUUUGCUCUAGCCAAGCAUGUUUACAACACCAUGACUUCUAUGAAGCAUUACAACGGUUCAACAGUCGCUGUAUUGUAUCAUGACAGCGAGUUUCAAGACAGAAAUGUACAGGGUGGAAUAGUAAAUUUUAAUUUGAAAAGGCCUGAUGGAAAAUAUGUUGGAUAUGCAGAAGUACUCCACAUGGCAAAUUUGCACAACAUUCAGCUCAGAACUGGAUGUUUUUGUAACCCUGGAGCUUGUCAAAGGUUCUUAAAUUUGUCUUCUGCAGAUGUACGCAGACAUUUUGAGUCCAUUAUCAUUAAAACUUUCACUUUCACGUUUGGUGACAACUUUGCCCUUUCCAGCCAGUCCCCCUCUCAUUCCCUCGCCUCCCCCCUGUUGCCUCACGCCGAAGGAGGAGGAAAAGGAGGACUGGGAGGUGUGAGGAGGAGGACGUGUGUAAGAAAGUUUCGCGCUUAG